Molecule: messenger RNA, 829 nt
Organism: Geodia barretti
Lineage: Eukaryota; Metazoa; Porifera; Demospongiae; Tetractinellida; Geodiidae
Source: the annotation of a GenBank genome assembly
AGCACUCACCGGGAAGAAGAGGAGGGGAUGGAAAGCAGUGGCAGUAGCUCCGAGACUGAUGUGACAGUGGGACCGCCAGAUUCCACAUCUUACCUGAGGAAACGUUACUCUUCGCCAUUGAAGAAGAGUUCUAAAGGGAAGCCAGACACUCAGUCGCCGGACACAAAGUCGCUGGAUUUGGGGAUAGUGUUUAGAGCGGGAGGUGAGGGUGGAGAGGAGGACGAGAGAGACCCACUGUCUGCUGGAGGAGCCAGUGUGGAGAGGGCCGGAGAGGAGCAACCCAGAUCCGUGCCCUCGUUUCUGAAGGAGGUUCUGGAAAGAGGUCAUAUUCACCCAACACGAGUGGGCCUCUGGAGACUCCAGAAAGCACUUCAAGAUUGGUGUACGCCUUCUAAUUUUAUCAACUUUCUCAUCGUCAUCUCGUAAGUAUAAAUCUCUUUCAUUUCUUCUCUCUUCUCUUCUACUUCUAUUUAUUCUCUUAGAUAUCUAAAUUUUCCCAUUUGCUCGACAGAAUUCUUCUUCUGCUCAUUUCGACUGCCUCAAUGGUGUGUAGACUGUCUUACGUGAACCCUGCAUUCCAGCCGUUCAUCGCCUGGCAACCGUGGUGCCGGCUCUGCAGCGACUGUAGAAGCUCAGCAAAGACACACCCACCGGUUGGGGGCGUGGCUAGUGGGGGCUACGACAGAAUCGGGGGAGAGAGAGAAGGCUUGUGGACUCUUGAUUUCUUUGAAGAACUGGUGAAGAAGCACAGCAGCAGCAGAGAGCCUCCGGAGGUGUUUGACACUGGAGAACAGAAUACCAACACAUAGACUUUUAAAAUUUAUCACUG